UCCGGUUUCACCUCGGAGUUUGCUUGCUCUCCUUCCACCUAAUCUAUCUUUGUCUGCCGACUCUUGUCCUGUCCUGCACAUACUCUCUUUUUACAUCCCAGCAGGCACGGGCUCUUUACUAGUACUACUAUGGCGCGCCAGAAACAGUCGGCGCCUCUGCAACGCGCCACAGCGUCGGAGCUGAUGCAUAUGCCUCCGAAUGAGUCUGGGUCGCCCAUCAAGGCGACGAACGGAAACAGUGCCAAAUCCCCCGUCGCGAAUGGAAGUGCGUCUGGACACCAGGCGGCGCAGGACGCCGCGCAGGAGACGCCCGGCCUGUUGCAGCUCGCGAUGUGUGUUCUGGGGAUUUACGCCUCGUUUCUUUCCUGGGGCGUUCUUCAAGAAGCCAUCACCACCGUCUCGUAUCCCCUUCAUACUCCAACCGCCGAGGUUCCUGAACCGCCCACGGAACGCUUCACCUUCUCGAUUGUCUUGAACACCAUCCAGUCUACAUUCGCCGCCAUCACCGGCCUGCUGUACCUCUUCUUUUCGACCCCGUCCGGCCAGAAGAUCCCCUCCAUCUUCCCGACCAAGAAAAUCAUCUUCCCUCUCUUCCUCGUCAGCGUUUCCUCGUCUCUCGCGUCGCCUUUCGGAUAUGCCAGUCUCGCGCACAUCGACUACCUCACAUUCAUCCUCGCCAAGUCAUGCAAGCUGCUCCCGGUCAUGUUCCUCCACCUGACGAUCUUCCGCAAGAGGUACCCGCUCUACAAAUACGGCGUCGUCCUCCUGGUCACCCUCGGCGUCGCCACCUUCACCCUCCACCACCCGGGAACAAGCAAGAAGGUCGCGGCAUCCGCCGCGGAAGGCUCCGGCUCAAGCAUGUGGGGGAUCUUCCUCCUGUCGAUCAACCUGCUCCUGGACGGCCUCACGAACACCACCCAGGACCACGUAUUCACCUCCCCGCACCUGUACACACGCUUCACCGGCCCGCAGAUGAUGGUCGCACAGAACGUGCUGUCGACGCUGCUGACGAGCAGCUACCUGUUCAUCAUGCCCCACCUGUCCUCGACCGGCAUCCUGCACGCCAUCCUCCCAUUCCCGAUCCCUCCCUCCACCGAGACCGAGCUGACCACCGCCAUCGGCUUCCUGUCCCGCCACCCCGAGGCCCUGAAGAACGUGCUCGGAUUCGCCGCCUGCGGUGCCGUCGGCCAGCUCUUCAUCUUCUACACCCUGUCUCGCUUCUCGUCCCUGCUUCUCGUCACCGUCACCGUCACCCGCAAGAUGCUGACCAUGCUUCUGAGCGUGUUCUGGUUCGGCCACUCGCUCUCGGCCGGGCAGUGGCUCGGCGUGGGACUUGUCUUUGGGGGUAUUGGUGCUGAGGCGAUCGUUCAGCGCCAGGAGAAGGCCGCCAAGGAGCGCGCAAAGGCGGCUAAAAAGGCGUGAACGUACUCUGUCUCCCAACUCAUCCUAUUCCAUCAUAUUUAUGAUUACUUUCUGGACAUGUACAUACAUUUUUUUUAGACCUGCUUGAUUAUAUAGACUCCAUCAUCAUCAUCAUCA
Molecule: messenger RNA, 1539 nt
Organism: Aspergillus heteromorphus CBS 117.55
Lineage: Eukaryota; Fungi; Ascomycota; Eurotiomycetes; Eurotiales; Aspergillaceae
Product: UDP-galactose transporter HUT1
Exons: 2
Coding region: 130-1422 (430 amino acids)
Biological process (GO): UDP-galactose transmembrane transport
Cellular component (GO): Golgi membrane; endoplasmic reticulum membrane
Molecular function (GO): UDP-glucose transmembrane transporter activity; UDP-galactose transmembrane transporter activity
Source: RefSeq, a predicted model, not a curated record